Umbelopsis ramanniana AG is the source of this 436-nucleotide messenger RNA. RefSeq lists its product as uncharacterized. The transcript has a single exon. The coding region runs from base 201 to 422 and encodes 73 amino acids. The record is from RefSeq and is a predicted model, not a curated record. Lineage: Eukaryota; Fungi; Mucoromycota; Umbelopsidomycetes; Umbelopsidales; Umbelopsidaceae.
UUGGGUUCCGGACCAUCUUAGUAAAAGAAGGAACCAGAGGUGUUGUUCCAGACAAUUUCGACAGCUGUAUGGAUGAUUUACGUUCAAAGGGUGUUCAAGUUACUAGCAUCCAAGACCAAGAAUUCACCACCGAAUUCCUAUUUUAAUACCCCUUGACUACGUCAGUCCUCGUCCGCUAGUUCGUCUACUUCACCAUCAGAAUGUUCUAUUCCAUUAUCUUCGUAUUCUUCUUCCUCUUCUUCCUCGUCGUCUCCGAAUACAUCUUCAUAUUCUUCAAUUCCGUCCAAUUCCAAGUCGUCUUCAAAGUCUAUAAUGCAUUUGUUAAUAAGCAAACCAUAAGCCGAAAGUUUCAGAGCCAUUUGUCAGCUACUAGAAAUAAUGGAUGCACAUGUUACCUUGAGCUUUUUGGAGAUUGCGCAUAAGUUCAUCGACCUGA